AUGGAUGCUGAAAAAGUUUUUGAAGUGGAAGGAGGAAAUGAUUGUCAUGCAUACUUUAAGUGGACCACAGAAAUGGAUGGUGUGAUGCUUGAAGUUCUUAGGGAGCAAAAGAGUAAGGGUCAAAAGGAAGAUAGAGCUUUUUCUGCUGAAGCAUAUAGGAAGGUGGUAGAGGAAAUUAAUGAUAAAUUUUCUUUGAACAUCAACAAAACCAAAGUGAUGAAUCGUCUCAAAACUCUUAAAGAACAAAUGGUGCUAGCAAAAGAAAUUGAGUUUAAAAGUGGAAUAGGAUGGAAUGAUUCUUCUAAAACAUUUGAGGCUCCUCUAGAAGUGUGGAAAUCUCUGAUAAAAGCCAAUCCAAAGUACAAAAAUAUCAAAGGAAAAUCCCUUCACCACUUGGAGAUUCUCAUAGAGAUAUACGAGAAAGAUGUAGCAACUGGAGCUCAAGCUGAGAGUUCUAGAGAAAAAGUACAAAGAUGGGAAAGAGAGGAGGCUCAUAUUAGUAUUGAUGAAAUUGAUGAGAUGCAAGCAAACAAUCAGGUUUAUUUGGAUAAUUUUUCUACCUUUGUUUUUGAAAAUAUGCCAUCAACACCGGGAUCAUAA
Zingiber officinale is the source of this 600-nucleotide messenger RNA. RefSeq lists its product as uncharacterized. The transcript is spliced from 2 exons. The record is from RefSeq and is a predicted model, not a curated record. NCBI's taxonomy places the organism in Eukaryota, Viridiplantae, Streptophyta, Magnoliopsida, Zingiberales, Zingiberaceae. Bases 1 to 600 code for a protein of 199 amino acids.